AUGUAUUUCCCACGAUUCCUACUCCAAUUCCUAGCAGUAAUGGGUAUAUCCCGGGCUGCACAGUCCAGAGAAUCCUUCACAGUCUGCACAGUACCCGCAGCCGGUUCUACAAGUAUCGACGACGCACCUGCGAUUCUGGAAGCUUUCAGAAAAUGCGGACAUGGCGGAAAGAUCAUAUUUACAAAUACAACCUACCACAUUAAUAGUGUGAUGAACACAACUGGACUGCAAGACUGUGAGGUCGAUCUCCAGGGAACACUGCUGUGGAGCACGAAUAUCACUUACUGGCUAAACAACUCCCUUCCAGUCGGAUAUCAGAAUCAAAGUACCGCAUGGAUCAUAGGAGGCAAGAACCUUCAUUUCAACGGACAUGGAUAUGGGACUCUGAACGGUAAUGGACAGACAUGGUAUGAUUUCGUCGGAUCCGUAUCUAAUUAUCCACGUCGGCCCCAUGCUAUGACCGUAUCCGGUGCUACGGAUUCGAUCUUUGACGGAGUGCGAUUUGUUCGGAGUCAGAUGUGUGAUAUUGAGAGCUUCAUUAGGACCCUCUCCAUAAUCCACUCCCAACGAACAUCCUUUACAAAUAUCCACGUCAAUAAUACUGGAGAAAGCGGGACAGCCCACAACACUGAUGGCGCAGACACAAUCUAUAGCUCGGAUAUUACGUUCCGAAACUGGGAAGUCGUGAACGGAGACGACAGUAUAAGCCUCAAGGCUAAUUCAACCGACAUCCUGAUUGAGGAUUGUACCUUUUACAAUGGUCUCGGGGUUGCCAUUGGGAGUAUUGGACAGUACAAAGACGUUUAUGAGACCGUUGAGCGGGUUUUAGUGAAAAAUAUAACGUAUGAUAAUACGCUGCAUGCGGCGUAUGUUAAGACCUGGACAGGUGAGCAGGCUGGAUAUCCGCCCAAUGGGGGAGGUGGUGGUUUAGGUUAUGCCUCCCAUAUGAUGUUUGAGGGUCUUUCGGCUACGGCAUUUCGCGGUCCAGCUUUUGCGAUCUCGCAGUGUACUACCUUUUCUGGUGCUUCAGGAAAUUGCACCUCUUCAAAAUUCCAAUUGAAGGAUAUUGUUUUGAAGGACAUUGUUGGCACUUCGUCGAGUGGCGAGGUGGCUAGUUUGCAAUGUUCUGCUGUGGAGCCGUGUGAGAAUAUUACCAUUGCCGGGGUUGAUCUUACAUUCAGCAAUGGUACUCAGGUUGAUGACUAUCUAUGUGGAAAUGUUGACGGCACGUUUGGAUUCAAUUGUACCGGGGACGUAUGUGUGGGUAGUAGUGCUACUGGCGGGUGUUGA
Messenger RNA from Penicillium pulvis, 1290 nucleotides. Its product is annotated as putative exo-polygalacturonase. NCBI's taxonomy places the organism in Eukaryota, Fungi, Ascomycota, Eurotiomycetes, Eurotiales, Aspergillaceae. The record is from RefSeq and is a predicted model, not a curated record. Bases 1 to 1290 code for a protein of 429 amino acids. Gene Ontology annotation, molecular function: polygalacturonase activity. Gene Ontology annotation, biological process: carbohydrate metabolic process. The transcript has 4 exons.